GAUAAGUAAUCGGUCGUUCAAGAUCAGAGUCAUCAGACGGCAAGCGCAACUUCAGAAUUAGGGUUCUGCGGGAGAAGAUGGCGGCGGCGUCGGCACCAAUUGCAGAGGAAGGACAAGUUAUCGGCAUCCACGCCCUGCAGCAGUGGACCGAUAUCUUCGACAAAUACAAAGAUUGCAACAAGCUGGUGGUGGUAGAUUUUACUGCAUCUUGGUGUGGGCCGUGCCGGUUCAUGGCACCCAUACUGGCGGAUUAUGCAAAGAAGAUGCCACAUGUGAUAUUCAUCAAGGUGGACGUGGACGAGCUCCCGGAUGUUACUCAGGUCUACGAGGUGAAGGCCAUGCCAACAUUUGUGUUUCUGAAAGGAGGAAAGGUUGUGCACACGGUUGUAGGUGCUAAAAAAGAUGAACUCCAUGCUGAUAUACUCAUACACGCCGGAGAAGCUUCUACUCUUACUGCAUAAAAACAACAUAAGCUCUUCCUCCCCAUUGGACACCAAAAAAUAAUCUCACUGUCUUGUUGCUUUUGGUUUCUCAGAUAAUAAUGAGUGGUUCUGUUUUUGUUGGGAUGAUUUGGAUUCUGUUUUUACUUCUAAUGUAUUGCUGCAUUUAUGCUUUGUUUGAAUCAUGAGAGGGAAUGAGAAAAUAAAGAGGGAAAGUAUGUUGUUUGGAACAUACUUUCUUGUUAGUAUGUUGCAUAUUUUAUCAUCUCCGAUGGAGCCAAAAUUUCACCAUUUUUUGGCUUUGGGGUGUGAUGGAAUAAAUCAAAAUGGAUUUC
Molecule: messenger RNA, 775 nt
Organism: Cuscuta campestris
Lineage: Eukaryota; Viridiplantae; Streptophyta; Magnoliopsida; Solanales; Convolvulaceae
Source: the annotation of a GenBank genome assembly